This is a messenger RNA of Lycium barbarum (goji berry), 1848 nucleotides long. RefSeq names its product squalene synthase-like. The transcript is spliced from 13 exons. Gene Ontology annotation, biological process: farnesyl diphosphate metabolic process; lipid biosynthetic process. Lineage: Eukaryota; Viridiplantae; Streptophyta; Magnoliopsida; Solanales; Solanaceae. Gene Ontology annotation, cellular component: endoplasmic reticulum membrane. The record is from RefSeq and is a predicted model, not a curated record. The coding region runs from base 123 to 1358 and encodes 411 amino acids. Gene Ontology annotation, molecular function: squalene synthase [NAD(P)H] activity.
UGCUGCUCAUAAAGUCUCUAUUUUUCUCAUAUCCUUUAUAUAUACUGUCAAUAUUGAGGCUCUUGUGGUCACACUAGUUCUGAAAUAGUACUGCCCAUCGCCUAAGAGAGAAAACUUAGACAAUGAAGUUACUAAGAAUGGGGGAGAUAAUGAGGCAUCCAGAUGAGUUAUCCCCAUUGAUGAAGCUCAUGCUAUCUGCUAAACACAUCGAAAAGAAGACGCCAUUGCAGCCACACUGGGCCUUCUGCUAUAUUACUCUCCGAAAGGUCUCUCGUAGUUUUGCUCUCGUCAUUCAACAGCUUCCUAGCGAUCUUCGAGACGUAGUUUGUGUUUACUAUUUGGUUCUUCGAGCACUUGACACUGUUGAGGAUGAUACCAGCUUAGCCACUGAGAUUAGAGUACCUAUCUUGAGAAACUUUUAUUGCCACUUCUAUGAUCCUGAAUGGCAUUUUUCAUGUGGUACAAAGGCCUUCAAGGUUCUCAUGGACCAAUUCCAUCAUGUUUCCAGUGCUUUCCUGGAGCUUGGUAAAAAUUAUCAGGAGGUGAUUAAGGAUAUUACCAAGAGAAUGGGUGAAGGAAUGGCAAAAUUUCUAUGCAAGGAGGUAGAAACAAUCGACGAUUAUAAUGAAUAUUGUCACUAUGCAGCUGGACUUUGUGGAUUAGGAUUGUCAAAACUUUUUUAUGCUUCUGGAAGAGAAGAUUUAGCACCAGAAUCCCUCUCCCUUUCCAUGGGUUUAUUUCUUCAGAAAAUAAGCAUCAUUAGAGAUUAUCUGGAGGACAUAAAUGAAGAACCCAAGUGUCGAAUGUUUUGGCCCCGUCAAAUUUGGAGUAAAUAUGUUAACAAACUUGAGGACUUUAAGUAUGAUGAAAACUCAGCCAAGGCAGUACAAUGUCUGAACGAAAUGGUCACUAAUGCUUUGUUACAUGCAGAAGAUAGUCUGGCUUACAUGUCUAAUCUACGCGAUCCAGCUAUCUUUCGGUUCUGUGCAAUUCCUCAGAUCAUAAAUAUGGGGAAUUUGACGAUGUACUACACCAACAGUGAAAUUUUCAAAGGUAUCGUUGAAAUGAGACGAGGCCUCUGUGCUAAGAUUAUUGAUCAGACCAAGACAAUGGUGGAUGUCUACGGAGCUUUCUUUGACUUCUGUUGUACAAUGGAAUCCAAGGUUGACUGUGAUGAUCCAAAUGCAACGAGUACUUUGAAGAGGCUUGAAGAAAUCUUGAGAACCUGCAGAGACUCUGGAACCUUGAAUCAAAGGAAAUCUUUCAUAUUCAGCCAUCAGCCUAAAUAUAUUCUUCCAGUUUUGACUAUUUUAUUUUUCAUCACGCUGGCUAUUCUUUUAUCCACGAAAAUAGCUUAGAGACCAUGGGGAGCAUUCAGACAAAUUGAUCCCAUUUUUACUGGCCUACCAGAAAUGAAAGAAAGGAAGCUAGGAUCAGUUACUGGAAAUUCUCAUGUUUAUGUUGCUUCAUUUAAUCCCAUUUCAGUCCCAUCCAAUAUGAGCUGACGCACGAGCAUUAUUGAAGCUUGUUUUCAUCUCAUGCCUCAUUUAAUACUUUCUUGGUUAUUUUAGAUUCGCUCUUGAUAAAUUCUGAAAGAUAAUCUUGUGAUCUUCACAAAAAGAAGGGGGCAUAAAAAGUAGGGUGUGAUUUUGUGUUGUCUGUGGGGUGAGGGGGGUGGACAGUAAAAUGUCAUCCAUGUCCCUCCCCACACACCCUUAGUGCUAGGUCGCCCUUGUCCAAGGGAUGUCAAGUGAAACAAAUGGUUUCGUCAGCAAUUACAUUGUACAAAUAGUAUAAAGAUAUUUGUUUUGUAUAUUUAAAGUAGUAUAAAUUGUUGAAUUUCGGGAA